AUGCUGAAGGCGGACGAGGCGCGUGCACGGAGGGAGGCGGAGAAACAAGCAGUUCUACUCGCAUCAGGAAAUCCAGGCUGGUAUGUCGACGUGGGAGAUGAGCAGCUCUGCAGGAAAGCAGCAAGCAUCGGUCACCUCGAGGUCCUUCAGUGGGCAAGAAACAACGGGUGCCCCUGGGACGAGACCACGUGCUGGUGGGCGGCUGCCAACGGACACCUUGAGGUCCUCAAGUGGGCGAGAAACAACGGAUGCCCCUGGGACGAGAACACGUGCUUUACGGCGGCUGCCUACGGACAUCUCGAGGUCCUUCAGAGGGCGAGAAGCAACGGAUGCCCCUGGGACGAGAACACGUGCCAUAAGGCGGCUGCCUACGGACAUCUCGAGGUCCUUGAGUGGGCAAGAAACAACGGAUGCCCCUGGGACGAGACCACGUGCUCUGAGGCGGCUUACAACGGACGUCUCGAGGUCCUCCAGUGGGCGAGAAGCAACGGAUGCCCCUGGGACGAGAGCACGUGCUGGUGGGCGGCUGCCGACGGACAUCUCGAGGUCCUCCAGUGGGCGAGAAGCAACGGAUGCCCCUGGGACGAGGACACGUGCUGGUGGGCGGCUGGCCACGGACAUCUCGAGGUCCUUCAGUGGGCGAGAAACAACGGAUGCCCCUGGGACGAGACCACGUGCUCUGAGGCGGCUGCCAACGGACAUCUCGAGGUCCUUCAGUGGGCGGCUGCCAACGGACAUCUCGAGGUCCUUCAAUGGGCAAGAAACAAUGGAUGCCCCUGGAACGAGACCACGUGCUGGUGGGCGGCUUACAACGGACACCUUGAGGUCCUCCAAUGGGCAAGGAACAACGGAUGCUCCUGGAACGAGGCGACAUGCUCUGAAUCGGCUAAGAACGGACACCUUGAGGUCCUUCAGUGGGCUAGAAACAACGGAUGCCCCUGGGACGAGACCACGUGCUCUAAGGCGGCUGCCAACGGACAUCUUGAGGUCCCUAAGUGGACGAGAAGCAACGGAUGCCCCUGGGACAGGGACGAUUGCCUAGACCGGGCUGAAGGAUCACACGAUCACGUAUGUGCAUGGAUAAGAAACAACUAA
Messenger RNA from Ectocarpus siliculosus, 1095 nucleotides. NCBI's taxonomy places the organism in Eukaryota, Phaeophyceae, Ectocarpales, Ectocarpaceae. The record is from the annotation of a GenBank genome assembly.